Myotis davidii is the source of this 3009-nucleotide messenger RNA. It is a transcript of the gene TMPRSS15, whose product is annotated as transmembrane protease, serine 15. The record is from RefSeq and is a predicted model, not a curated record. Bases 1 to 3009 code for a protein of 1002 amino acids. Lineage: Eukaryota; Metazoa; Chordata; Mammalia; Chiroptera; Vespertilionidae. The transcript has 24 exons. Gene Ontology annotation, molecular function: serine-type endopeptidase activity; protein binding. Gene Ontology annotation, biological process: proteolysis. Gene Ontology annotation, cellular component: membrane.
AUGGUGUCAAAGAGAAGCGCACCUUCCAGGCAUCGUCCUCUCAGCGCCUAUGAAGUCACGUUUGCAGUGCUCUUUGCCGUUUUGCUGCUUCUCUGUGCUGGGUUAAUUGCAGUGUCCUGGCUGGCAAUCAAGGAAUCAGAAAAAGAUGCAGUGUUUGGAAACAGUUAUGAAGCCAGAGGGACCCUGAAAAUAACAUCAGGAGCUACAUAUAAUCCUAAUUUGCAAGACAAACUCUCAGCGGAUUUCAAAGUUCUUGCUUUUGACCUUCAGCAAAUGAUAGAUGACAUCUUUCAAUCCAGUAAUCUGAAAAAUGAAUAUAAAAACUCAAGAGUUUCACGAUUUGAAAAUGGCAGCAUUAUAGUCAAAUUUGACCUUUUCUUUGACCAGUGGGUGUCAGAUAAAAAUGUAAAAGAAGAACUCAUUCAAGGCAUCAAAGCAAAUAAAUCCAGCCAACUGGUCAUUUUCCAUAUUGACUUGAACAGCAUUGAUAUCACAGCGUCUUUGGAGAGUUUCCCUACUUUGAGCCCUGCAACAACUUCAGGUCAUAAAUCUACAAACUCAACCUUUUUUCCUAAAGGCAAUGUCUCAGUGAAGUGCCCGCCUGGGUCAAGGCUUUGUGCUGAUGCUCUAACAUGUAUCGCAAUUGAUCUAUUUUGUGAUGGAGAAUUAAACUGCCCAGAUGGUUCUGAUGAAGACAAUAAAACUUGUGCCACAACUUGUGAUGGAAGAUUUUUGUUGACCGGAUCUUCGGGGUCCUUCGAGGCUACCAACUAUCCAAAGCCUUCUAAAUCAAGUGCCAUUUGCCAGUGGAUUAUACGUGUAAAACAAGGACUUUCCAUUAAACUGAGCUUCGAUUCCUUUAACAUAUAUUAUACAGAUAUAUUAAAUAUCUAUGAAGGCGUGGGUUCAAGCAAGAUUUUAAGAGCUUCUCUCUCAGAAAGUAAUCCUGGCACAAUUAGAAUUUUUUCCAACCAAGUUACUGCCACCUUUCUUAUAGAAUCAGAUGAAAAUGAUUAUAUUGGCUUUCAUGCAACAUACAGUGCAUUUAACAGCAGAGAACUUAAUAAUUAUGAGAAAAUUAACUGUAAUUUUGAAGAUGGCUUUUGUUUCUGGAUGCAGGAUCUAAAUGAUGAUAAUGAAUGGGAAAGGGUUCAGGGCAAUACCUUUCCUCCUUUCACUGGACCAGAUUUUGACCACACUUUUGGCAAUGCUUCAGGCUUAUAUGCUCUGAGAAGGCAGACAGUUACUUGGCUAUCUAAUAUUGUUGGAGGAAGAAUCCGGAAGAAGUUUGCUUCCCCCUGUCGGACAGAGUACAGUGGAGUGUCCUUCAGUGCUUUUAAAAACAAGCUCCUGAGUGAUAUCGCAUUGGAUGACAUUAGCCUAACACAUGGGAUUUGCAAUGUCAGUCUUUAUCCAGAGCCAACUUUGGUUCCAACUCCUCCACCAGAACUUCCUACGGACUGUGGAGGACCUUUUGAACUGUGGGAGCCAAAUACAACAUUUACUUCUAUGAACUUUCCAAACAACUAUCCUAAUCAGGCUACCUGUGUUUGGAAUUUAAAUGCACAAAAGGGAAAGAACAUCCAACUUCAUUUUCAAGAAUUUGACUUAGAAAAUAUUGCAGAUGUAGUUGAAAUCAGAGAUGGUAGAGGAAAUGAGUCCUUGUUCUUAGCUGUGUACACAGGACCUGGCCCAGUAAAGGAUGUGUUUUCAACCACCAACAGAAUGACUGUGCUUUUCAACACUGACAAAGCACUGACAAAAAGAGGGUUUAAAGCCAACUUCACUACUGGCUAUGGCUUGGGGAUUCCAGAGCCCUGCAAGGAAGACAGUUUUCAGUGUAAGAAUGGAGAGUGCAUUCCACUGGUCAAUCUCUGUGACCGUCUUCCACACUGUCAGGACGGCUCUGAUGAAGCACGCUGUGUGCGUCUCCUCAAUGGCACGCUGAGCAACAAUGGUUUGGUGCAGUUCAGGAUCCAGAGCACAUGGCAUGUAGCUUGUGCUGAGAACUGGACCACACAGAUUUCAAAUGAUGUUUGUCAGCUGCUGGGACUAGGGAGUGGAAAUUCAUCAAUGCCAGUCUUCUCUACUGGAGGUGGACCAUUUGUAAAACUAAACACAGCAUCUAAUGGCAGCUUAAUACUAACACCAAGACACUGUAGUAGGAAUAUUGCAGAGGUUAUUUCCAAUCUGUGUAAAAGCUAUUACACAGACAAUAUUGUUCCACUAGAAAAGAGGAGGCAACAGCAGCCCAGUGUUGCAUGCGGGGAAAAGAUGGUGGCUCAAGAAGUCAGCCAGAAGAUUGUUGGAGGAAAUAACGCCGGCGAAGGAGCCUGGCCGUGGCUCACUGCUCUCGCGUAUAACGGCAAACUGCUCUGUGGUGCUUCUCUCAUCAGCAACGACUGGCUGGUGUCUGCCGCCCACUGCGUGUAUGGAAGAAAUUUGGAGCCAUCCAAGUGGAAAGCAAUCCUAGGCCUUCAUGCGACAUCGAAUCUGACUUCUCCUCAAGUAGUGACCCGGUUGAUAGAUCAAAUUGUCAUAAACCCACAUUACAAUAAACGGAGCAAGGACAGUGACAUCGUCAUGAUGCACCUUGAAUUUAAAGUGAAUUACACAGAUUAUAUACAACCUAUUUGCUUACCAGAAGAAAAUCAAGUUUUCCUUCCAGGAAGAAUUUGUUCUAUUGCUGGCUGGGGGAGGAUUGUUCAUGAUGGUCCUUCUGCAGACAUAUUGAAAGAAGCUGAGGUUCCUCUCAUAUCAAAUGAGAAAUGCCAACAACAGAUGCCAGAAUACAGCAUCACGGAAAACAUGGUGUGCGCAGGCUACGAAGAAGGGGGGAUAGAUUCUUGUCAGGGGGAUUCAGGAGGACCAUUAAUGUGCCAAGAAAACAACAGAUGGUUCCUGGCUGGUGUGACAUCAUUCGGAUACCAGUGUGCGCGGCCUAAUCGCCCAGGGGUGUAUGCCCGGGGCCCGAGGUUCACAGAAUGGAUACAAAGUUUUCUCCAUUAA